This is a messenger RNA of Cercocebus atys (sooty mangabey), 1671 nucleotides long. RefSeq names its product complement C1r subcomponent-like. Gene Ontology annotation, biological process: zymogen activation. The record is from RefSeq and is a predicted model, not a curated record. The transcript has 4 exons. Lineage: Eukaryota; Metazoa; Chordata; Mammalia; Primates; Cercopithecidae. Gene Ontology annotation, cellular component: blood microparticle. Bases 1156 to 1398 code for a protein of 80 amino acids. Gene Ontology annotation, molecular function: serine-type endopeptidase activity.
ACCCUGGCCUCACAAAGUGCCAGGAUCACAGGCAUGAGCCACCACACGCGGCCAAGAGCAAAAUUUUUAAAGCAGGACACUAUGGCCUCACGGACAAGAGAGUCUAGGGUCCCUCCUCCCUCCCAGGGGCCUGGCUCCAUCUCAGAAAAACCAGGCGCCUCUUGCUCCACACCCGCACCCUCGGCCUCAGCCCUGGCACUUGUGUUGAGCAGACACUGAGGAGAUGGGGACAUUUUACCCCCUCCGCAGCCGCCCCAGAGGGUCUCAAACCCAGGGCUGAUUUAGGGCUGCCCUGACAUGGCCAUCCCUAUUCUAUGUCCACGUGUCAUUCACGGCUAAAGCAGGCCAGGGCCCCAAGGCAACCAAGCUCCUCUCUCUUCUGCCCACUCCCACGUGCCCUCCUCUGCCCCAGUGUUCCUAUCAUUACAUCCUGGGCAUGGAAACCCGGGCCAUUCUUGAACCAGGGCUGUGGGCUGAAUGACGGCAAGAAGAACGGGGUCAUGGGAAAGGACAGCCCAGAAAAGAGAAAUCACAACCUGUGGUCUCCCACUGCUUUGGUAGGAACCUUGUAAACACAGCAGCAGCCCCCCAGGAAAGUCUUGGAAGGAAGGAGAAGCUGAUCAGAUUCAGAGACUGAGGCAUCUGGGCCUCCAACCAAAGGCUCCCCUGGCCCUAAAAAGUCAGACUCCCGUCUCCUUAGCCCUUUCCCUCAUAGACCAGCAGGUGGCACCACCGACAGAGAUUUCAAAACCAAAACUAAAUUAAAGUGGAAACUCAGAUCUUUUGUUUAUGCAAAUAGUUCAUUCCCUCCAACAUUCCUCCGGGAAUGGUCCCCCCUCCACUCCACAGAAAACCCUCCCCUCCCUGCUGUGCGUGACGCGGCCUCCCUCUGCACACAGUGCACGAAGACGCUGUCAGGAGAGCCCAGGAUUUAACACGGGCCUUGAGAAAUGCUUCAGAUGUGCCCUGUAGAUAAUCACAAGAAACGCUACACUUGGGGCAUGGCUGCCCUCAGCAUUCCUUCUGGGCAGCAGAUGCAGUGUGUCAGUUUGCCAACAUCCUGCAUUUAUGAGAAGAGUUUGCUGUUUACUCAUGUAGCCUCCAGUGGUACACUGAGUUGAUCACCACCCUCACUCUUUUGGCCUCCAACAUAACAUGAAAACGGAACAUCUUCCCCACCCAGAGGAAUUGAUCUCUGCUGAUAAGAAAAACCUGGGGAGGUUCUGUGGGCAACUGGGUUCUCCACUGGGCAACCCCCCAGGAAAAAAGGAAUUUUUGUCUCAAGGGAACAAGAUGCUGCUGACCUUCCACACAGACUUCUCCAACGAGGAGAAUGGGACCAUCAUGUUCUACAAGGGCUUCCUGGCCUACUACCAAGCUGUGGAGAGCUUUUCCUAACGAGGCCUGUCAACUUGAGAUCUGUCCCCGUGGAGCAGUCCCUAGAGAGCAUUGGAGAGACCUGGCCUGGAGGUCCAGGUGGCCUAAAGUGCCUUUGUCUUUAGGCCUCUGGUGAGUGACCUCCCUAAGAUCAGAGCCACUACUCUGGUCUCCCAGCAGGAGCUUAACCCUCCUUCCUGAAUGCCUUCCAGACCUUGAUGAAUGUGCUUCCCAGAGCAAAUAAGGGGAGAGGGACCCCCAGCCCCAGUGUCAGCACCUGUGUAACAACUAUGU